Heterostelium album PN500 is the source of this 579-nucleotide messenger RNA. RefSeq lists its product as uncharacterized. The transcript has 3 exons. Lineage: Eukaryota; Evosea; Eumycetozoa; Acytosteliales; Acytosteliaceae. The coding region runs from base 1 to 579 and encodes 192 amino acids. The record is from RefSeq and is a predicted model, not a curated record.
AUGCAAUCAAGUUCAUUACAUAAAUCAGCACAUGAAAUUACAUCGAGUGAAGCAUUUCAAAGAUUAUAUUUGAAUUUCAAUAUAAAUAGUCUGCCUUUGAUUCUGAUAAGAAAGAUUCUGGGUCACUAUCAAUCACAUUUCAAUACCAUUUGCAAGUUAUCAUCGCCAGGUUCCACAUGCCGCCGACUCGGUGAUUCCGCGCGAAAUCUACGAGAUGCUGGUGCCACCCAACACCGAGUCGCUUCACCACCUCUCGUUCUCCACCAAGCAAUCGAACCGCGCCGAUCUCUUUCACGUGCUCUCGGCGAUCUCUCCCAACAAAACACUUACAUCGCUCAAACUCUGCCAAACGAUCUUUCAGAUGCACUUGCACAAAACAAAUCACUGAUAUCACUCGAUCUCUCAAAGACACCGCUCGACCAGAUAGGCUUAGAAGGAAUCCUCUACAGUCUUUGUGAACAUCCAACCAUAUCGGUGGUCAACAUGAAAGGUAUCAGUCAACAAUCACAAAACAUGCUCGACAGUCUCAUACAAACAUUAGGAUUGAGAGCAUUAGUAAUGUUUUCUAAUAAAUAUUAA